Molecule: messenger RNA, 390 nt
Organism: Symbiodinium sp. CCMP2592
Lineage: Eukaryota; Dinophyceae; Suessiales; Symbiodiniaceae
Source: the annotation of a GenBank genome assembly
AUGACUUCCACCCGAUCUUUUUCAAGGGCAGCGGGAAUUCCAUCACAGAUCUUCGUCAUCAAGCUGCGGCACUUUAUUGUGCGGUUGCAGGCGUUUCCUCACAGCAAGUGGGAGGACGUAGAGGUUGACGAAGUGGAUGUGGGAAAGCUCACGGUUGUCCUCCAUAGCGAUGGCGCCCGUGCCUACAAGCUCAAGGUUCCCGGUGUGAUGCAUUGCAACGUGGUUCACAAGAAGAAAAAAGUCAAAGUGGAUGGUAAGGUUCGAUGGGUGAAGCCGCACUACACGAAGGUUUACUCCAUCAAGUUGCCCACCGGAGACCAGAUGAAAGUCAAGUGCAAUAUGUGGACGGUUACCGGCAAAAUGCUGGAUACCUUGUUUUGGGAAUCGUGA